AUGAAGACGAUUCAUCACGAAUGCAUGCUGCCUGCUAGGCCUCGAUGCAUGGACCUUCCGCCCACGGCUGGUGUCUUUGCCAAGAUGAUUUGCAAGUUGCAUCAACUUAUGCUCCCGUGUGAAUGGCAUCAUGGCACGACCUUCUACAUUCGCAGUAGGAAGAACUUGGCAUUGGAGAAGGAGAAGCAGCUGACACAAGCGUACGCUUUCGUAUGGCACCCCUACAGCCCCAUCAAGUUUUAUUGGGAUUGUUCGGAUCCCAGCGAUGCAUUGAUCCUGUUCUCCGACGCCUUUGCAGCAUUGGAUCUAUGCACUAAGUUUAUCACCGGUUAUAAUGACGAAGACAAAAAGGCAGUGGUUCUCAAUCUAGGUGCUAUAGCCAAGCGAUACGCCAGGGGGAGUUUCGUAGCGGACGCCAUAGCCGCUCUCCCCCUACAGAUGUACGAACCCUACGGACCUUGCACGCACACUGCCUGGUUAAUUCUGAAGCUUCCCAGACUGGUGACGUUGAAGGAGAAAUGGAGGAACGCGUAUGAGCAGUUGGAAUUGUCUUAUAUCACGACGGCGGCGACAGGCGUGGUCGUGAGAAUUUUGCUCUUCUUCCACUGGUUGACAUAUAUUCACUAUCAGGUACCCGUCUUCUGCUACCAAGCGAGCCAUCAGACUUAUGUGUGGAGCCAGCGUUCCAAAAGCUUCAACAUAACCAACGACUUCCAGAGGUACACUACUAACUUGUAUUGGGUGGUCGGUUUGUGCAUCGGUGCGGGUUAUUACAGACCAGUUGACGAAUUUAUUCUAUCCGAUCUCGUCCUCACAUCGCUGAUCAGCCUCGCCGGUCUAAUGUUCAUAAUAUUUUCUUUCGCCACCGUCUUUCGCUUGUUUGUAUACGGUUACACGGAUGAGUUUACUUUCAACGGAAAACUGAAAGACGUGAAAGACUACAUGGAGUUGAAGAAACUGCCUAUGCUCUUGCGCAGGAAGAUACUCCUUUUCGUCAACUAUAAAUUCAACGGGUCGUACUUUAACGAGGAAUAUAUCUUGAACACGAUUAAUGAGCAGAUCAAACAAGACAUUAACAUGCACUGCUGCAAGGCUCUCGUCUCCAAGAUACCCAUGUUCCAGGAUAUGCCGGUCGCGUUUGUCAACACCAUUGUGUUUAGCUUGGUGGAGGUCAUGUUUAUGCCUGGAGAGGUUGUCGUUUCACAGGGCGAACCAAUAGACUGUCUAUAUAUAAUAGCAUCGGGCUCAGUAACUGUCCUGGAUAUAAAUGGCAGAGAAAUUACACACCUCCGAGACGGGGCCCACUUUGGCGACGACGCCCUCUUUGAACCAACUCAAAUACGCAAGACCACUAUAAUCGCGUUAGAAAUUACCGAAGCAUAUAAAUUAAGCAACGAAGCGUUUCGCGGAUGCGUGCGUCCAUAUCCGCACAUCGACGCUCGCGUGCGCCGUUCCGUUCAGUUUAGCGACUCGAAGCUGCGCUUACGCCGAAUGACUAUAGACUAG
This is a messenger RNA of Leptosia nina, 1506 nucleotides long. NCBI's taxonomy places the organism in Eukaryota, Metazoa, Arthropoda, Insecta, Lepidoptera, Pieridae. The record is from the annotation of a GenBank genome assembly.